AUGGCCAAGGAAAAGAGCUACAACCCCGUGGCCGCCCAGCGCAAGGCUGACAAGGCCAAGGCCAUAAAAAAAGGCAAAUCGGAGGCUCAGGAGCGACGAAACGAACGACUCGCGCGAAAGAACCCAGACCAAGUACAAAAGCAAAUCGAUGACUUGAAAAAGAUUACAGAGGGAGGCGGCAAGCUCAGCCGGCACGAGGAGCAAGUGCUGGACGGGCUGGAAAAAGAGCUGAAGGCUGUGAAAAAAGCCAGAGAGGCCCUCGGAGACAAGGCGCCCACCUUUGGACGCGGAUGGACUCGAGAUGACGACGCCAGACGCGGCGGCGUGCUGGGCAAGCGCAGGCGCGGCUCCCAGGGCGCUUCCAGCAGCGACGAAGACGUGCCAGACGACGUGAAACGCAUACCCAUGCCUCGCGAUACACCGCCGCCUAUAUCCAAGGAUGUAUUGGACGCGUGGUACGCUAAGCGACGCGCACAGCGAAGUGCCGAGCAGGCGGCACGGUCUGGCGGCGCAAGCCAGGCAGACGACAAGGGCGAAGCCAGCAAGGAAAAGCCCGUUAUCGAGGCUCGGACGGUGUACGAGGCGGCGCCCGUCACGCGCAAUCUACAAAAAGAAGCAGUGUCUGCAUUUGUGCCGUCCGCGGUGCGGUCGAAGCUGAACAAGGGAUCCGGCCAAGGCGGGUUGAUGGAGCCUGAAGAGGCUGAUGCUCUGGAGAAGCAAGGCUACCUCGCGACGACAGCAAAUCAAAAUCAAGCACAAGCAGAAGACGAACCAGCGCCACGAAAAGUCACCGUAGAGGACGUGGAGGAUGAUGAGGAAUGA
This is a messenger RNA of Akanthomyces muscarius, 822 nucleotides long. RefSeq lists its product as uncharacterized. The record is from RefSeq and is a predicted model, not a curated record. The transcript is spliced from 2 exons. Gene Ontology annotation, biological process: RNA processing. Bases 1 to 822 code for a protein of 273 amino acids. NCBI's taxonomy places the organism in Eukaryota, Fungi, Ascomycota, Sordariomycetes, Hypocreales, Cordycipitaceae.